GUGUUGUGCUGCGCAUGCACUAAACACGGGAAAUGGCUUUAAAAGUUGUAAAAUAUUCUGCAGAUGUAGAUGCCACUGCUUGUUAACGUUUUUAAGAUGUAGAUGCCACUGGUUAUUCAUGUUUUGAAGAUGCAGAUGCCACUGGUUGUUCACGUUCUGUAGAUGUAGAUGCCACUGGUUCACGUUCUGUAGAUGUAGAUGCCACUGGUUCUUCAUGUUCUGUAGAAGUAGAUGCCACUGGUUCCUCAUGUUCUGUAGAUGUAGAUAUCACUGGUUCUCCAUGUUUUGUAGAUGUAGAUGCCACUGGUUCUUCACGUUCUGCAGAUGUAGAUGUCACUGGUUCUUCAUGUUCUGCAGAUGUAGAUACCACUGGUUCUUCACGUUCUGCAGAUGUAGAUGUCACUGGUUCUUCACGUUCUCCAGAUGUAGAUGCCACUGGUUUUUCACGUUCUGUAGAUGUAGAUGCCACUGGUUCCUCACGUUCUGCAGAUGUCGAUGUGACUGGUUCUUCACGUUCAGCAGAUGUAGAUGCCACUGGUUCUUCACGUUCUGCAGAUGUAGAUUCCACUGCUUCACGUUCUGCAGAUGUAGAUGCCACUGGUUCUUCAUGUUCUGCAGAUGUAGAUGCUAAUGGUUCUUCCCGUUCUGCAGAUGUAGAUGCCACUGGUUCUUCAUGUUCUGCAGAUGUAGAUGCCACUGCUUCUUUAUGUUCUGCAGAUGCCACUGGUUCUUCACAUUUUGCAUCACGGUCAGUGACGAGGGCAUGUCCGAGGCUCCGUCGUCCGAGGAGGGGCAGUCGCCCGUCGGGCGAGACGCUGGAGGGGACCCCGGCCGUGAGACGCUGUCCCUUGGAGGAGAUGUGCAGCGCGAGGAUGUUCAUGCCGCCGCCGAUGAGAUGGCAGCCUCUUUGCCGGUGGAGCCACGCGACGGGAAAGCGGGUCAAGAAAAGCCGAGGAAUGAGACGUGGCCACGGGUGAAAGUUAAGAGUGAAGACACCGAUGAUAGUCAGGAAGAAUCCGACAUUCGUUUGAAAGAAGAAGACUCUGAGUCCGAAGGAGAGGACCUAAGUAGUGAGGAUGAGGAUCUUGAAUCCGAUGAGCGAGACCUUCAUUCCAACGAGGGGGAUGAUGACGACCAUGAUGAGGAGGAAGCCUUCGAGGCCGGCGGUUCCAAAGGGAGGCUUCGGAGAGGGCCACGGAGCUCACGGAGAGACGGGGUGAUUUCGUCGGACGUGGCCGAGAUUGAGGUGGUCCUGGAGGACGACAGGAGUCGUAAGAAUUCACCGAUCGACCAGAAGGCCCGCGACGAGAAGAUGUCCCACCGGUGCUCCCUGUGCGGCAAGGGAUUCUCCUGCCUGUCGCGCCUCGAGAGCCACACAAUAACGCACACCGGAGAGCGGCCCCUCGAGUGCUCCGUGUGUGGGAAGGGUUUCCGAAAGCCGUCGGCCCUCAAGAGCCACGCGAUGAUCCACACGGGGGAGAAGCCGUAUCGGUGCUCGCUGUGCGAAAAGGGAUUCAUCCAGUCGUUUGCCCUCAAGAGGCACAUGAUGAAGCACACGGACGAGAGGCCGCACUGGUGCUCGGUGUGUGGGAAGACCUUCACGGACUUGUCGACGCUCAAAAGCCACCUUCUGAUCCACACGGGCGAGAAGCCGCACGAGUGCGCGACGUGCGGGAAGACCUUCGCGCGUAUCUCCAACCUCAGGAGCCACGCUAAGAUCCACACGGGCGUGAAGCCCCACCAGUGCCCCACGUGCGGCAAGGACUUCAUCGAGUCGAAGUCACUUAAGAAUCACAUGAUGGGCCACACGGGAGAAAAGCCGCACAUGUGCUCUGUGUGCGGGAAGACCUUCACGGACUCGUCGACGCUCAAGAGCCACUUUCUGAUCCACACGGGCGAGAAGCCGCACGAGUGCGCGACGUGCGGGAAGACCUUCGCGCGUAUCUCCAACCUCAGGAGCCACGCUAAGAUCCACACGGGCGUGAAGCCCCACCAGUGCCCCAUGUGCGGCAAGGACUUCAUCGAGUCGAAGUCACUUAAGAAUCACAUGAUGGGCCACACGGGAGAAAAGCCGCACUUGUGCUCGGUGUGCGGGAAGACCUUCACGGACUUGUCGACGCUCAAGAGCCACUUUCUGAUCCACACGGGCGAGAAGCCGCAUGAGUGCGCGACGUGCGGGAAGACCUUCGCGCGUAUCUCCAACCUCAGGAGCCACGCUAAGAUCCACACGGGCGUGAAGCCCCACCGGUGCCCCACGUGCGGCAAGGACUUCAUCGAGUCGAAGUCACUUAAGCAUCACAUGAUGGGCCACACGGGAGAGAAGCCGCACAAGUGCUCCAUAUGCGGGAAGGACUUCAAGCAGAUAUCCACACUCAACAUCCACAUGAAGACCCACACGUUCGAGAAGCCACACAAGUGCGACCUGUGCGCGAAGACCUUCACGCUUUUUUCGACCCUCAAGAGUCACAUGAGGACCCACUCGGACAGGAAGUCGCACAGGUGCGCCCUGUGCGAGAAGGAGUUCGUACACCUGUCGGCGCUGAAGAUCCACAUGAUGACCCACACGGGCGAGAAGCCGCACCAGUGCCCGAUCUGCGAGAAGAACUUCGUGAGCCUGUCGGCCCGCGACAAGCACACGAAGACGCACAACGUGUCGUCUCCUGCGGUAUCUCGCCUCUCUGCUGCUGCCCCCCCCCACACACUCACCCUCCCCCACACUCACCCCACCACCGCUCGGCGUGGGGGCAGAGCGAGGAGCCUCCUCUUCCUCCUCUGCGGAUGUAGAUGCCACUGGUUCUUCACGUUCUGCAUCACGGUCAGCGACGAGGGCAUGUCCGAGGCUCCGUCGUCCGAGGAGGGGCAGUCGCCCGUCGGGCGAGACGCUGGAGGGGACCCCGGCCGUGAGACGCCGUCCCUUGGAGGAGAUGCUCAGCGCGAGGAUGUUCAUGCCGCCGCCGAUGAGAUGGCAGCCUCUUUGCCGGUGGAGCCACGCGACGGGAAAGCGGGUCAAGAAAAGCCGAGGAAUGAGACGUGGCCACGGGUGAAAGUUAAGAGUGAAGACACCGAUGAUAGUCAGGAAGAAUCCGACAUUCGUUUGAAAGAAGAAGACUCUGAGUCCGAAGGAGAGGACCUUAGUAGUGAGGAUGAGGAUCUUAAAUCCGAUGAGCGAGACCUUCAUUCCAACGAGGGGGAUGAUGACGACCACGAUGAGGAGGAAGCCUUCGAGGCCGGCGGUUCCAAAGGGAGGCUUCGGAGAGGGCCACGGAGCUCACGGAGAGACGGGGUGAUUUCGUCGGACGUGGCCGAGAUUGAGGUGGUCCUGGAGGACGACAGCAGUCGUAGGAAUUCACCGAUCGACCAGAAGGCCCGCGACGAGAAGAUGUCCCACCGGUGCUCCCUGUGCGGCAAGGGAUUCUCCUGCUUGUCGCGCCUCAAGAGCCACACGAUGACGCACACCGGUGAGCGGCCCCUCGAGUGCUCCGUGUGUGGGAAGGGUUUCCGAAAGUCAUCAGCCCUCAAGAGCCACGCGAUGAUCCACACGGGGGAGAAGCCGUAUCGGUGCUCGCUGUGCGAAAAGGGAUUCAUUGAGUCGUUCGCCCUCAAGAGGCACAUGAUGAAGCACACGGACGAGAAGCCGUACAUGUGCUCGGUGUGCGGGAAGACCUUCACGGACUCGUCGACGCUCAAGAGCCACCUUCUGAUCCACACGGGCGAGAAGCCGCACGAGUGUGCGACGUGCGGGAAGACCUUCGCGCGUAUCUCCAACCUCAGGAGCCACGCUAAGAUCCACACGGGCGUGAAGCCCCACCAGUGCCCCACGUGCGGCAAAGACUUCAUCGAGUCGAAGUCACUUAAGAAUCACAUGAUGGGCCACACGGGAGAGAAGCCGCACAAGUGCUCCGUAUGCGGGAAGGACUUCAAGCAGAUAUCCACACUCAACAUCCACAUGAAGACCCACACGGGCGAGAAGCCACACAAGUGCGACCUGUGCGCGAAGACCUUCACGCAUUUUUCGACCCUCAAGAGUCACAUGAGGACCCACUCGGACAGGAAGUCGCACAGGUGCGCCCUGUGCGAGAAGGAGUUCGUACACCUGUCGGCGCUGAAGAUCCACAUGAUGACCCACACGGGCGAGAAGCCGCACCAGUGCCCGAUCUGCGAGAAGAGCUUCGUGAGCCUGUCGGCCCGCGACAAGCACACGAAGACGCACAACGUGCAGAAGCCGUACAAGUGCUUCGUGUGCGGGAGGAACUUUGCAGACCCUUCGAACCUCAACUUUCACAUCAAGUGUCUUAAUCACUACGAGUCUUGAAGCUGAGCGUGGGCCGUUUAACGUUCAGAGGCAUUGCUUUAAACUCCUUGGCUUGACGGCCACUGGACGCUUGGCUGCUAUCGCCCGUUGCUGACAUUGGGAAGCUGCAGAAGCACGUUUUUGGUUGAAUUCAUCAAUAAUCAGAUGUAAUCGUGUUCCCAUGCACAUUACCACCUAUUCAUCACACUCUGGUGUUUAUUUAUCAAAUAUACCUUUGAGUCAUCUGGGAAACCUGCUUGCAUCAAUGGAAUCCCAUUAUAGAGGUUUUUGGGGCAUAGCGCGUAAAUAUAAAUGUGUCGUUAAACCCGCCACCCCACCACACAGCCAAUUAAGUGAAGGGGUUUGUAACGUAAACAAAACGUGGCGCCAAUUAGUUACUAGUUCAGCACUAACCGGUUGCUGUGUGUUGGAGAGUAAACUCACUGCAACAUUUACAAUUCGAGUAGCCGUGAUGUAUCUCCAGUAAUUACAACAACAACCGGCAUCAUCGGGCGAUAGCAACAGAGUUGCGGAUAAAAUCCUCCUCCUGCUUCGCUCUUAAAUAGAGGGAUACAUGUGAUGUUAUCACUUGUUAGCCAAUCAGGUGCAAAGGCUAGAGGUGGUGUAGGGGGGGAAGUGGUUAACCCCGUAUCUAAUUGGCUGUGUCGGGUGGUGGCGGGUUUAACGACACAUUUAGGCGAUCUAAACCCAAAAACCUCCAUAAUGGAUAACAUUGAUUGCGAAAGCCUCCUGCUGCUACGUGUUAAAUGGAAUCCCAGUUACACUUUCAAGAGGCCGAAUUCUACCACGCAGGUCUGCUCCCUCACUUGACAGUGGUAGAUGCUUUCCCACCAAAAAAAAAAUUCCAACAUGGCGCGCGAAAGCAAAAUCGCGGUGGUGUGGAGCGGGCGGGCACACGGUAGCCCAACCCACAAUGCACCGCGGACAAUGCGCAGCACGAAUGGCAAAGAGUCAGGAACUUUUAAAUCAGCAGGGAAGGAGGAACCGUCAACUGCAUUGUGGUUGAAUUGUUACGUAUGCUUGUAUGUGUGUGUACGUUGAACUUCUUUCGCACACCACCGUACGUAGCUAACCGGAGGUGCGGCGGUGGAGGUCUUUUCUGCUUGAACCGAGUGCGGGUGAAAGGGAAGCGGUACAGGAAACCCUCGCCCACCACGGCGGGGGUGCUACGUUUUAUUAUUUUAUUAAGUACAAAAAUCUAAAUUGUUCGUUAAAUGUAGAGAAUUAAAGAAAUAAAUACUGUACACAUGGUAUCCGUGUACAAUACUGUACACGUGGUAUCCGCACACAGUACACACCACUGGAGACGAGACAGGGGGAGACGAGAUGGGGCGAGAAGAGACGGCGCCAUGUUUGUUCCGCAGCAGCGUUGUCACCGCGAGCAGUGCAGUCACGACGCUGUCCAGCAGGAAUCUCGCGGUCGAAACCGCGAGAUUUGUCGAGCCGCGCCACGAGCGGGAAGGGAGCGCCGUGUCUGAACCCACGAGAGCGUGAGAGUUUGGUGUUCGGUGAGUUUCGAGGCGCUUCGUGCCGUGUUGAGGAUGGUAGUCUGGAUAGCAGCAUUUACUGGCUAGGAACAGUUGCGCCGUAAGACACGGAUACGUGAACAAAGCCGGUCAUGCGAUGGACGAGAGUGGGAAUUUGGUGGUUCAGUACUAAACUAUUCAUGCAGUGCUCACCAAGCCAUUAAAACAAUGUUAAAUUAGUUUAGUUGCUUUGUAUGUAUGUUGAACUUCUUUUGCACCGUGCGUAGCCAACCGCGAUAAUCAGAGGUAAGGGGGGGGGGGGGGGCAACAACCUAAACACAACAACAAGCAGUUCUAAACAAAUUAGUUUGUCAAUCUAGAUGAUUCAAAAGUGCGUAGUUUGGCUCCAGUGGCUUCCUAAUAUCGGAAGAGCGUUCCAGACGGCCGCAUAAGCAGCGCAUCUGAAAGCGCCACGCGAUGCGUCGACCGCCGUCUUCGUUCGAUGGCCGCCCAAAAGCCGCUGCCGAUUCUGCUCAUGCGAGCAUGACUGGAGUUUGCGUGGUUUUUUUGCUCACUGAUCAAAUAAACGCGCAUUGCCCCGAAUCGCGGGUUGGCGAA
Lethenteron reissneri (Far Eastern brook lamprey) is the source of this 6396-nucleotide messenger RNA. Its product is annotated as zinc finger protein 184-like. Lineage: Eukaryota; Metazoa; Chordata; Hyperoartia; Petromyzontiformes; Petromyzontidae. Gene Ontology annotation, cellular component: nucleus. Gene Ontology annotation, biological process: regulation of transcription by RNA polymerase II. The record is from RefSeq and is a predicted model, not a curated record. Gene Ontology annotation, molecular function: RNA polymerase II cis-regulatory region sequence-specific DNA binding; DNA-binding transcription activator activity, RNA polymerase II-specific.